AAUUUUAUUACCAAUAUUAGGUCACCAUCGUCCGUUUGCGUUACUUUUCCAAACACGACAUUACUUGCAGAAUGAAUAUUCUUAGUUUGCUUGACUUUUCCAUAUGACCGACUAUAUAUACAUAUAUACAUAUUCUUCCCCCAAAAUAUUCCAAGAUUUUUUUGCAUAUUUGUGAACAUGGAACUUACAACCAAGAACUACUUUGUUAGCAGUCUAAUACUCCUCUUUCUUUUCUUUGUGGCCACCAUUCCGUUUCAUCCACAGGGUCCCGGCCUAAUAUCUAGAAAAUUUGAUGUCACCGUCGCAAGGGAAAAUCAUAAUCCAAAUAUCACACGAUUUAGUGACAAACUGGAAGAAGCGUUGUUCAGGGCUUCUACGAAGGACAAGACGGUGAUCAUAACCAUAGUGAACAAAGCUUAUGUUGAGCAGUAUCACGAUCAAUAUCCGACCAUGUUUGAUAUCUUUCUCGAGGGUUUUUGGGUUGGAGAAGAAACACAAUCUUUGCUCAAUCAUUUGUUGGUAGUUUCCAUGGAUCAAACGGCCUACAAUCGAUGUAUAUUUAGGCGGUUGAACUGCUACAGAUUAACGACCAAAGGCGUCGAUUUUGGGGAAGAAAAGCUCUACAUGUCUGAAGAUUUCAUCACAAUGAUGUGGGCUAGGACGGGUUUCCUUCUUAAUGUUCUCAAGAGAGGUUACAACUUCAUCUUCACAGAUACGGAUGUAAUAUGGCUAAGGGAUCCAUUCCCAAUACUGAAAAAUUUCAAUGAAACCAAUGACUUGCUAAUCAGUACAGACAGAUUCAAAGGCAAUCCGAGAUCCACAAAGAACCGCAUCAACACUGGAUUUUAUUACGUUACAUCUAACAACAAAACCAUAGCAUUAUUCGAAACAUGGUACGGCCGAAGAACAAAUUCAACCGGCAUGAAAGAACAAGAUGUUUUGGAAGGUUUGAUUGCGGAAGGAACUGCCACCAACAAAUUAGGUCUCACACUAAGGUUUCUGGACACCCUUUAUUUUAGUGGGUUUUGUCGAAACAGCAAUGAUGUAAGAAAAGUGAUCACGGUUCAUGCAAAUUGCUGCAAGACUAUUGGUGCAAAGGUUUCAGACUUAACCAAAGUUAUAAGAGAUUGGAAGAUGUUCAUCAAUCAGUACUCAAGAGAUCCUGUAGCAUAUAAUAUUAGUGAAUUCAAAUGGUCAGUUUAUGAUGCCUGUCGGAAGUCUUGGAAGCUGCCGCCACCCUCAAGUUAGUCUUGAUUCGGAGCAAAAUGGAAGUUUUUCUUUCUUUUAUUACUUCUGUCCUGAAUUUAUUGUCCAGUUUAGAUUUUUAUUUUUAGUACAAAAUGAAUAAAAAAUAAAAAUUCAACCAGGACAAUAUAUAAUUUUAGGACAUAGUAAGUAUAUAUAUAUAUAUAUAUAUAUAUAUAUAUAUAUAUAUAUAUAGAUUUUGGGGUCUUUGAAUUCAUGGGAAAAAAAAUGGGAAUGUAGUUGAAGGGAUCCCUUUUUUUGGGUAAAAAGAGGAAGCUAAGAUUUAUACUACCUUUUGGUGAUAGAUUGCAUGAAGAAUUGGGAGAUUUAGAAUGGACAAUUUACUGAAGUCAACAACACAAUAAAAUGGCACAAGUACCAAAUAUUGAUACAAAGAUAUAUUGUCAAAAUUUAGGAAGGAUGAAAAAAAAAAAUCACUCAAAGGAUUAUGUUCUAGGCGUGUUAAACACUUUCCUUAAGAUAAUAUUUGUCUCCACUAUACUUGCAAUCGAAUUGAGAGUGGCAACUUGUCCCUAGAAUAUGAAAAACAACUAGAGCUAACAAUUUGCAAGGUAUUGGUC
This is a messenger RNA of Oldenlandia corymbosa var. corymbosa, 1826 nucleotides long. The record is from the annotation of a GenBank genome assembly. NCBI's taxonomy places the organism in Eukaryota, Viridiplantae, Streptophyta, Magnoliopsida, Gentianales, Rubiaceae.